AUGGGAGACGUUGGGCCACUGAGGCCGUGGAUUCUGGAUCUGCCGGAUGAUUCGCCAUAUUCUCUCCUGUCACCACAUUGUAUCCUGGACUAUCCGGAUACGUUAAACGGAGCGCUGCAGGGUGCAGCUGCAAAAACUCACCCAUCCCGGGCCAUCACAGCCCCACACGAAUCCGGAGAUGCGGGCGAUACCUCGGAGGGCAGCCCUCGCGAGCUUGAACGUCAUUGCCUGAAAACGACAGAUAACAAUUUGCUGCGCCCAUGGAACAUC
Molecule: messenger RNA, 270 nt
Organism: Mesorhabditis spiculigera
Lineage: Eukaryota; Metazoa; Nematoda; Chromadorea; Rhabditida; Rhabditidae
Source: the annotation of a GenBank genome assembly